UGGAACAAAGAACCAAACUCUGGAUAAUUUGAUGCACCUUAAGGCAUUUAUCUGGCUCAGUAUUACGGUCUGAACUCAAUCAAUGGAAGGAGGCACUUAUGCAUAUCCUAUGCGAUCUCUCUCUCUCUCUCUCUCUCUCUCUCUCUCUCUCUCUCUCUCUCUCUCUCUCUCUCUCCUUCAUUUCACCUCCCAUCUCCUCCUCAAAUAUGUGCAAACCAAUCAGCAGGCGUCGCGAGGCAUCGAGCUCUCGUGCUCUGUCUGCCAGCAGCAGCAGAAACGCUCCUCUUAUCAAAGACACACGCAACUGGAGAACAACAUUCACUCACAGCCUCGAACCAUGGGUCCUGCCUGCUUCUCCUGGGACGUCUGUUUGCUUUUCCUUCUCAUAAAUACUUUCGAUGUCAUGGGAAAUGCUGGAGUCGCAGAUGCAGAUGAAUGCUCUGAAGCCACAGACGACUGCCACAUCGAUGCUCUGUGCCAAAACACUCCAAAAUCCUUCAAGUGCAUCUGCAAGACUGGUUAUAAAGGAGAUGGCAAGCACUGUGAAGACAUGGACGAGUGUGAGAACGACUACAACGGUGGCUGUGUGCACGACUGCAUCAACAUCCCCGGGAACUACAGGUGCACGUGCUACGACGGGUUCAUGCUCGCGAAUGAUGGGCAUAACUGCCUCGAUGUGGACGAGUGUCAGGACAACAACGGCGGAUGUCAGCAGGUUUGCGUGAACACGAUGGGCAGUUAUGAGUGCCAGUGCAAAGAGGGAUUCUUCCUGAGUGACAACCAGCACACCUGCAUCCACCGCUCUGAUGAUGGGAUGAACUGUAUGAACAAGGACCAUGGCUGUGCUCACAUCUGCAGAGAGACUCCCAAAGGCGGGGUGUCGUGUGAAUGCCGCCCAGGUUUUGAGCUGGCCGAAAAUCAGCGCGACUGCAAAUUGACAUGUAACUAUGGAAACGGAGGUUGCCAACACACGUGUGAUGACACAGAAACAGGGCCCGUGUGUGGAUGUCAUCAAAAAUAUGCCCUGCACUCAGACAGCAAGACCUGCAUUGAGAAAGAUGAGGCUGCAAUUGAGAGCUCUGAAUUCAAUUCCACGUCAGUAGCUGAUGUAGACAAGCGGGUGAAACGUCGUCUACUUAUGGAGACCUGUGCAGUAAAUAAUGGUGGUUGUGAUCGCACCUGUAAAGACACCGCCACUGGGGUGCGCUGCAGCUGUCCGGUGGGCUUUACCCUUCAACCCGACGGCAAAACCUGUAAAGACAUCGAUGAGUGUUUGGAGAAUAAUGGAGGUUGUGAUCAUUUCUGCCGAAACACAGUUGGGAGUUUUGAGUGCAGCUGUCAGAAAGGAUUCAAACUCCUCACCAAUGAGCGUACCUGUCAAGAUAUCGACGAGUGUUCCUUUGAAAGGACGUGCGAUCACAUCUGCAUCAACUAUCCGGGAAGCUUCGAGUGUGUGUGUCACAAAGGUUACAGCCUCUAUGGGUUUACACACUGCGGAGAUAUUGACGAGUGCAGUAUUAAUGAAGGGAGCUGUGAACACGGCUGUGUGAACACACAGGGCAGCUACGAGUGUCUGUGUCCUCCUGGAAAAAAACUCCACUGGAACAAGAAAGACUGCGUCGAGGCGGUAAAAUGCCUUUCCAAUGGGAAGCCGGCACCUCGUGCGCAGCUCAGCUGUACCAAGACAGGAGGAGGGGAGGUGUGCGCCCUGUCCUGUCCGUCAAACGCUCUCUUCCUGGCAGACUCCGAGAACAGUUACACUUUGAGUUGCGGUGUACCUGUCCAACCAGGUAAAGUUCCUACGAAGAAAAACAUCACUUCAACCAACAGUAGCUCUCUUCAGACCUGCACAGAGAUGCUGGCUCAGCCUGUAAAGCAGAAAGCACGCUUUAAAAUCAAAGACGCCAAGUGCCAUCUCAGACCCCGAAACAAAGAGAAACCCAGAGACAUGGGAAAGCAGGGCCUUCAGGCUGGUCAGUUCCCCUGCAACGAUGACUGUCAGGUGACAUUUGUAAAUCUGAAGUGCGAUUCCUCCAAAAAGCGUCGCCGUGGCCGCAAGUCUCCUUCUAAAGAAGUCUCUCACAUCACCGCAGAGUUUGAGAUGGAAAUGAAAGAAGAGGAAGCCUCAGAAUCAUGCAACGUGGACUGUGUGCGUGAGAAGACCAAACAGAGGCUGCAGAGCGCCAUGCGCACCUUGCGUAAAUCCAUCAGCAAGCAGCAGUUUUACAUUCAGUUUUCCGGUACGGCGUAUGAGGUUGCGCAGCGCACCGUGCGGCAGACGGACGAAAAUGAGGGGUGCAGUAUAGGACAGGUUCUUACUGACAGAAAAUGUGUCAGCUGCAGUGUGGGAACGUUUUACAGCGGAGAACAGGAGCAGUGCGUAGUAUGUCCUCCAGGAACCUAUCAGGACAGAGAGGGCCAGCUGUCCUGUGAGCCCUGCCCCACCACGGAUGGCCAGGGGAUCGAAGGAGCCAAGAAUGUCUCAGAGUGUGGAGGUCAGUGUCCUGCUGGUCACUUCUCCACUGAUGGGUUCCGGCCAUGCCAGCCAUGCCAAUUGGGCACGUUUCAACCUGAGCCCGGUCGUGUGCUGUGCUUCCCUUGUGGAGGAGGACUCAUGACCAAGCAUACAGGCAGCACAUCCUUCAGAGACUGUGAAGCCAAAGUUCAUUGCGCUCCUGGACAUCAUUAUAACUCCACCACACACCGAUGUAUUCGAUGUCCUGCUGGCACUUAUCAGUCUGAGUUCGGACAGAACUACUGUAUCACCUGCCCUGGAAACACCACCACAGAUUUUGAUGGAGCCACCAACGUUUCCCACUGCAAAAACCAGCUAUGUGGAGGUGAACUUGGAGAUUUCAUGGGUUACAUUGAAUCUCCCAACUAUCCUGGGGACUAUCCAUCAAAUGUGGACUGUGUCUGGACCAUAAACCCUCCAAACAAGAGGCGCAUUCUCAUUGUGGUGCCUGAGAUCUUCCUCCCUAUUGAGGAUGAGUGUGGAGACGUGCUUGUCAUGAGGAAGAGCGCCCUGCCAACUUCCAUUACAACUUAUGAGACAUGCCAGACGUACGAGCGACCAAUUGCCUUCACUUCCCGAUCCCGAAAGCUGUGGAUACAGUUUAAAUCUAAUGAGGGUAAUAGUGGAAAGGGAUUUCAGGUUCCAUAUGUCACCUAUGAUGAGGACUACCAACAACUCAUAGAGGACAUUGUUCGAGACGGACGACUUUACGCCUCAGAAAACCACCAGGAGAUAUUAAAAGAUAAGAAACUGAUUAAAGCUCUGUUUGAUGUUCUGGCUCACCCUCAUAACUACUUUAAAUACACCGUGCAGGAGUCAAAGGAGAUGUUUCCACGGUCAUUUAUUAAACUGCUACGCUCCAAAGUCUCUAGGUUUCUACGGCCGUACAAAUAGAACAAUUUUCCAUGAUCCCGAAUUUAUCUGCAUUUCUCUCCCUCUGUUGUUCCUCUUUUUUCUCCACUAUCUUCCAGAAGGCCUCACUGUGGCAGGAUGAGGAAAGCGUUUGGUCCUGUCUCAAAUUUUCUAUUUGUUUUCUACCUUGUUUUGUUUUGUUUUGUUCUGCUAUGUUUUUGUUUAAUAUUUAUGUGCUUUAUUUUGCAAAAGCCCCCUUUGGAUGUUUGAUAUACACAGUAUAUAUUUGUAUAUGUAUGUAUGUAUAUAUAAUGUGUGUGUGCACGUACAACAAUAUGGGAAGGCUUAUUAGGGCAUAUGAUGACACACUGUAAAAUAAAUGCAGCAUUUUUGUUCAAUUAACUUAUUUUUAUAAAUUGGGUAAGAGUGUGGAUAAUCCAUCUAGUGGAUAAUUACGGUAUUACAGAUUACCAUAAAAACUAAUCAGGAACAUGGUUUUUCAUGCAAAUGUUUUCUCUAAAUUGACAAGAUAACUCGUCAAUGGCGGGAAAUGAGUUAAACAAUUUCAACUUGUUUUAUAAGUUAUGUCAAAACUUAAAAUAGUAGGUUGCAAAUCCAAGUUGUUUUAACUUCAUGCUGCAUUUUUUUACAGUGAACAUACAGUACAGACACACACAGAUAUAUAUUGUUACUUUAAAAAGAUUAUUUUCAUGCCCCUAGUGUGCAUUGGGGUUUUUAAAUCCUGGGUGCACUUAAAUUUUCUCUUAUGACCUGUUGGAAUAUGGAAAACCACAAAAAAAAGACAAAGCCAGAACAUGUUAAGAGAGAAGACUACCUGUCAGUACGAGAGUUAGUUAUGUGUACGUUGUUUAACUAGUAUUUGGAGCUUCGAUUGCACUUGAAUUUUAUAUUGUAAACUUUAGAGAAAAUGGAAAUCUAAGUUACUUUUGUUGUAUAGAAAUGUUUUACCUUGGUUGUAGAAACAAGUGCUCCCGCAUGGAGCCUAUAUCUCUUAAAAGGAUAGUUUACCCAAAAAUGAAAAUUCAUCAUGUACUUACUCUCACGCUGUUAUAAACCUGUAUAAAUGUCUUUGUUCUGAUGAACACAUAGAAUGUUAUUUUGAGGAAUGUUUAUAAGCCAAACCGAUCAUGAGCCCCAUUCACUUCCAUAGUAGGACAAAGAAUACUAUGGAAGUGAAUGGGGCUUAUCAUGAAUGCUUUUUUUUACAAACAUUCCUCAAAAUAUCUUUCUUUGUGGCCAUCAGAACAAAUAGAAUUAUACAGGUAUGUAACCAAAUAACAUUUUGGGUGAACUAUCCCUUUAAAACAGAAAUGUCACGUCUCGUAAUAAUGAUCUGACUGUUCGUAAUAUUAAAAAAGUAGUGUGUUGACGUUCCUUCUGCUUCCCUUUGUCAUGUCUAAAGUCACUUGUUUCUUGUGAUGCAAUUGUAGUACAUUGCUUUCAUAUUGUUAACCAUCAAUGUUGUUGAGUUAUAAGGAAUGGCACGUUUCAAGUAAUGUAAAUGUGAUGAUUUUUGCUGGUUGUGCAGUCACUGCUGAAAGUAAUGAGAAAGAGACAGAUUUUGGAAUUAGAGACGUAUUCUGAUUUAAAACAAAUCUAUUAUAAUGACUUAUCACCUUUGUGCUGUGCACAAAGACACAUUUUUUUUUUUUUUUUUGCAUAUUUGUUGUUGGACUGUGGAUGAAAAGUUGACUGUGUUUACUGACAAGAACACAUACCAAAAGCAUGUGAAUGUCGACUGGCUUAAAACCUACCAAAUCAUUUCAUUUUCAGAUGUUUUUUAGUAGGGCUGUGUGUUUGUGUGCGUGUGUUUCUACAUGCAGUUCAGAUAAAGAGAGCAGUGAUAGUGGUGUUGUUAGGAUGAUAACUGGACAAUAUACCUGGCAUGAUUUUCUUCUGUAAUGCAUUGUCAUUUCGUAAAGCCUGAUCUCACAAACCUAUGCGUGUAUCAGAAAUGUGUGUCAGUCUGAGAUGAGUAACAAACACAGAGAUGUGCCAUGAAAUCCAAGUGACACAGUUAACACUGACUUUAAGUAUUUUGCAUUGUUUUGCAUAUAUAUAUGCAAAAAGCUGCUUUGUUAUAUGAGCACUUAUUAAUGCUUGUAUUUCUACCAUUUUUUUUAUAUUCACAAGCAGACAUGGAGACACACACACAUCAUUAAGCACACAAUAUACCGUACACACUAAUGCGCUUGUGAGAUAACACAUGGGUUGUCAUUUUCAUUGGUAUUUUAUUAUUUUUGGUAAUUAAAACAUUGGCAUUGGACUGUUUAAGAGACUGUUAAGGUUAGGAAGAAUGUAUGAUGUGUUAAAUUGACUACAUAUACACACACACACUUUGGCCCCUAGAUGGAUAAAGUGACUAAUACUGCUACUGGUGUGGACUUGUAGCUUUGUGAAAACAGAUAUGUAAAUGAUGUACAAAUGUUAGGUUUGUUUUGUUUUUUAUUAAGUUAAUAUUUACAGUAGUGGCAGUGUUCAGGAAGGCUCUGUUGAACAGUUUGCUUACGGUCAUGCUGAAGACCUUGUUUUUAAAGCAAGGCAGCGCAAGAUGAAUCCCAGAAGUUGUGAUAUGUGGAGGGGAAAGGAAACAAUUGUUAAAAUCUCACUUUAUUAAUAAAUCAUCAAAUCUCA
Messenger RNA from Paramisgurnus dabryanus, 6022 nucleotides. Lineage: Eukaryota; Metazoa; Chordata; Actinopteri; Cypriniformes; Cobitidae. The record is from RefSeq and is a predicted model, not a curated record.